Messenger RNA from Capronia epimyces CBS 606.96, 945 nucleotides. RefSeq lists its product as uncharacterized. Gene Ontology annotation, molecular function: lipase activity. The transcript is spliced from 3 exons. The record is from RefSeq and is a predicted model, not a curated record. Gene Ontology annotation, cellular component: membrane. Bases 1 to 945 code for a protein of 314 amino acids. Lineage: Eukaryota; Fungi; Ascomycota; Eurotiomycetes; Chaetothyriales; Herpotrichiellaceae.
AUGGAAGGCGAGUUCGCCGCCCGGGACGGCGCGAAGCUCUACACGAAGACAUGGAAGCCCGAAUCCGGGUAUAUCUCAGCCAUCCUCAUCUUCCUUCACGGUUUCUCCGACCACAUCAAUGCCUACUACGACUUCUUCCCGACGCUCAGUUCCUCCUCGUUCGGUAUUGCCGUGUACGGCUUUGACCAACGAGGCUGGGGCCGCUCGGUCCGGAAACCAAGCGAGCGCGGACUAACGGGACCAAGCACACUCGUCAUAUCCGAUAUCCACGACUUCGUCCUCCACAUUGCUUCACUCCCAGAAACCCUGGGGAAGCCCUUGUUCUUGAUGGGCCAUAGCAUGGGCGGCGGCGAGGCGCUGUGCUACGUGCUGUCCACAUCACCGGAGUUCCAAAACCGACCGCCUAUCAAGGGCCUGCUGCUAGAAGCGCCAUACGUCGAGCUUGACCCUUCGGAACAGCCGUCGUCCCUAGUCGUUUCUGCGGGCAAGCUGGCCGCCAUGGUUCUUCCACAUACGCAGAUGAAGCAGAAACUCCACGCGACGUACAUGUCGCACUCGCCCAAGGUUCGCCAAGAUUGGGUCGACGAUCCGUUGUGUCAUGACACAGGAACGCUGGAGGGUCUCAAGGGCCUUCUCCAGCGAUCAGCUGAUUUGUCGGCCCUUUCUCAUGGCCGCAAGGUGCAUGGCUUGUCCACCAGAUUGCCCUGCCCCGUCUGGAUGGCGCACGGCACUAGCGACCGAGUCGUCUCCCCGACAGCUGCUGAGCGCCUUUUCAAAGUGCUCGAAGCGCCUAACGGCGAUAAGGUGUACCACUCAUAUCCCGAUGGAUACCAUAAACUGCACGCCGAGCCGGACGGCGUUGGAGAACAGUUUAUAAAGGACGUGGCAAGCUGGAUUCUAGCACAUGUUGCCGGGUCACCAGAGGCUGCUCAGGUUGGUACUUAG